ACAGGUAGCCACUGUGAGCCAGCCCAAUUUCACAUACUUUGCUGGCUUUCUUCCUUCUGUCUCACUCUCCUCACCCUGGCUUCUGGGAUCCUGUAAGAAUUAAAGAGGAAAGAACCAUGAAAGGUGGCUCGACAGUCGAGGACUGGUUUAUUUUAGAAAAAACAAAACUGAGAGAGGCUUUUGGCCAAGUUAGGUCAGAGCCUACUCUCUUACAGACUAAGAGUUUUUAAGGUUUCAGGGUGGGAGAGUUUAUCAGAGGCUUGGACUGCUUCUGUGUCUUUGUUGUGCUUAUCUGGGAGGGAGAGUUGUGUGUCUGUUCCCAUACAUCUUUCUGCAGCUGCAGGCAUAUCCCCACCGCCCCCCAGUCUGCUUUUAGCUUCCUUAUCUUAGUGCACCUGAAGGGAAAGGAAUGUGCUUAUUAAGGCCCACUGUUUUACUGGGGCCAAUUGUACGAGGGUGAAGUUUGGCAGUUACUCAAGGGACUUUCCUCCCACCCCUCUCUGCGCCUGAGCUGUCUUAUCUGUGUUUUACUGUCUGCUCUUUCUGGCUGCUUGUUUUUUAGAAGAGAAGUGAUUUCCUUGAAAUACAUGAGGCUAGAAAGGGAGCUGGAAUUUAAAGUGGUGGUGUUUGUCUGAGAUGAUGGUGCUCCUGCUCUGUUAGAUCUCUUUGCAGAUGAAGUGCCUGCAUCCUCGUCCUUGUCUCAGGAGCUAUUUCUUGGGAAGUCUAUGUAGGACAGUUACGUGACAGGGAUAAAUCAAAUGAACAGCUCUGCGUGGAUCACACAGGCAGCACACACUUUGGAGGAGCUUCCUGGUUGGGGAUGAUGGCAGGGUGUAUGAAGGUGUUGGCUGGAAUAUCCAAGGAGUGCACACCCAAGGCUACAACAACAUCUCCCUAGGCUUUGCCUUCUUCGGCACUAAGAAAGGCCACAGUCCCAGCCCUGCUGCCCUGUCGGCCAUGGAAAACCUAAUCACCUAUGCUGUCCAGAAGGGCCACCUGUCAUCCAGUUAUGUUCAGCCACUUCUUGUGAAAGGCGAGAACUGCCUGGCCCCUCGGCAGAAGACAAGCCUGAAGAAAGCUUGCCCCAGCGUUGUCCCACGGUCUGUGUGGGGAGCCAGGGAGACCCACUGUCCCAGGAUGACUCUCCCAGCGAAGUAUGGCAUCAUUAUCCACACUGCCGGGAGGACCUGCAACAUUUCUGAUGAGUGCCGCCUGCUGGUCCGGGACAUCCAGUCUUUCUACAUAGACAGGCUCAAGUCAUGCGACAUUGGGUAUAACUUCCUGGUGGGCCAGGAUGGCGCCAUUUAUGAAGGGGUGGGCUGGAAUGUCCAAGGCUCCUCCACCCCUGGCUACGAUGACAUUGCCCUGGGCAUUACCUUCAUGGGCACCUUCACAGGGCCGCCGCCCACACUCUCCCGGUCAGAGUCCUGGGACCACAUGGGCACGCUGCCAUGGCUUCUUGCCUUCUUCAUUCUGGGUGUCCAGGCUUGGGAUACUCCCACCAUCGUCUCCCGCAAGGAGUGGGGGGCAAGACCGCUUGCCUGCAGGGCCCUGCUGACCCUGCCUGUGGCCUACAUCAUCACAGACCAGCUCCCAGGGAUGCAGUGCCAGCAGCAGAGCGUUUGCAGCCAGAUGCUGCGGGGGUUGCAGUCCCAUUCCGUCUACACCAUAGGCUGGUGCGACGUGGCGUACAACUUCCUGGUUGGGGAUGAUGGCAGGGUGUAUGAAGGUGUUGGCUGGAACAUCCAAGGCUUGCACACCCAGGGCUACAACAACAUUUCCCUGGGCAUCGCCUUCUUUGGCAAUAAGAUAGGCAGCAGUCCCAGCCCUGCUGCCUUAACAGCUGCAGAGGGUCUGAUCUCCUAUGCCAUCCAGAAGGGUCACCUGUCGCCCAGGUAUAUUCAGCCACUUCUUCUGAAAGAAGAGACCUGCCUGGACCCUCAACAUCCAGUGAUGCCCAGGAAGGUUUGCCCCAACAUCAUCAAACGAUCUGCUUGGGAAGCCAGAGAGACACACUGCCCUAAAAUGAACCUCCCAGCCAAAUAUGUCAUCAUCAUCCACACCGCUGGCACAAGCUGCACUGUAUCCACAGACUGCCAGACUGUCGUCCGAAACAUACAGUCCUUUCACAUGGACACACGGAACUUUUGUGACAUUGGAUAUCACUUCCUGGUGGGCCAGGAUGGUGGCGUGUAUGAAGGGGUUGGAUGGCACAUCCAAGGCUCUCACACUUAUGGAUUCAACGAUAUUGCCCUAGGAAUUGCCUUCAUCGGCUACUUUGUAGAAAAGCCUCCAAAUGCUGCAGCGCUGGAGGCGGCCCAGGACCUGAUCCAGUGUGCCGUGGUUGAGGGGUACCUGACUCCAAACUACCUGCUGAUGGGCCACAGUGACGUGGUCAACAUCCUGUCCCCUGGGCAGGCUUUGUAUAACAUCAUCAGCACCUGGCCUCAUUUCAAGCACUGAAGGAGGCCCCACUCCCUUUGAGACUGCCCUCCCUCCCCUGCCGGGUCUCUCCAACCCUCACCAGCCAAGCUGGCUCAGCACCUUGUGUCCCCCUCCCCUGCCAGCCCAUCCUUUCUCAGGUUUGAAUGGUCAUGUCCUUUCCUGCCAACAUCCUCCAGGAGCCCCAAACCUCACAGCUGGGCAUUCACAGCCCUCUUGGUCUGAGUUUAGACUUCCCCUCUCUUUACCUACCUCUCCCCUGGGCACCUACCUCCUCAGUCAGGUGGGACAAUGGGCUGGUCCUUGUGGCAUUUCUCUCUCUCUCCCCCCAACCCCUGUCUCCUCUUCUUUCUUUCUUUGCUUCCUUUUUCUUUCUUUCUUUCUUUCUUUCUUUCUUUCUUUCUUUCUUUCUUUCUUUCUUUCUUUCUUUCUUUCCUUCCUUCCUUCCUUCCUUCCUUCCUUCCUUCCUUCCUUCCUUCCUUCCUUCCUUUCACCUUCUUUCUUGCUUUCUCUCUCUCUCUCUCUCUCUCCCUCUCCCCGCCUCUGCCUGGUGAGCCUUCCCUGUUUUCUGCCUGGAAGCCCCCACCCUUCAUCCCUCACCCAUGACCUGGUCAGUGUGCCCACCCCUCCUCUCUGCUCACACAUGGACUGGUACAUAUUUGGAUGCAGCCCUUACUUAAGGGCUGUAAUUAUUUAUAGAUAUGAUUUAUAGAUAUGUCUGUCCUCUCCUCUGGGUUGUAAGUUUCUCCAAGGGAGGAAUUCUAUUUUAUUCAUCUCUAUCCUCAGUUCCUCAGCAGUGUUUGGAGUUUAAUAGGUUCUACAGAUGUUUGUUAAAGAAAUGGAUGAAUAAAUGAAUGAGUGGACUCAG
Messenger RNA from Pan troglodytes (chimpanzee), 3310 nucleotides. It is a transcript of the gene PGLYRP3, whose product is annotated as peptidoglycan recognition protein 3. The record is from RefSeq and is a predicted model, not a curated record. The transcript is spliced from 12 exons. Bases 958 to 2463 code for a protein of 501 amino acids. Gene Ontology annotation, biological process: peptidoglycan catabolic process. NCBI's taxonomy places the organism in Eukaryota, Metazoa, Chordata, Mammalia, Primates, Hominidae. Gene Ontology annotation, molecular function: zinc ion binding; N-acetylmuramoyl-L-alanine amidase activity.